AUGCAACUUUUCACCCAAAUCCGUGAAGUGUAUCAGGCAUUUACCGCGGCUAUUACCGAACAGUCGAGAGUUGAUCAACUGAACGUGGAUAGGAGUAAGAUGCUAUUUUCGUACUGCAUUUCAAUAUUUUCUGUGAUGUCAAUGUUUACAGCUGUGGUUGUGAAUCGCAUCAUGCUUUUUGCAAGUACCACUAGAAGAAAGCAACUUCCUUACAUUUCAAGAACGUUUCUCAGAUUAGUCGCCAUGUAUUUUCUAAUAAGAGCCAGCUAUGGCAUUUGCGUGUGUCUAAAGCUUUAUUAUCCAUCUACGAUUGUGAACUACAUACUUGGAUCAUCCUAUUUCAACUUUGAUCCGGCGGAAUUCAAGCAGAAAAGCUUUCUUGGAAUGUAUUAUUGCACUAAAUUAAUUGCCGCUCCAAAUGCCACAGAAGAAGCAGUAACUGAUAUAGAUAAGCAAGGAAAGGCUUUGCGGGCCGUUGUGUCAUUAUCUUCUGCAGUUUCCAGUAUGAUAGGAAAUCCUAAAAGCACAGAAAAGCUACCUGAUGCAUUAGUGGGACCUUCAACAUCAAUUCUUCGGCCUCUAUUUUUGGCAAUGUGCAUUAAUCAGAUAAUUCUCGCAUUUAUAUCAAUUACAGGCGGUGACAGGCCUUGCAGAGACAAUUCUUUAACACUAUUCGAAUAUUCAAUUGCAUUCCAAGAAACUCAAGGUCUGUCUUCACGUCCAUCAUUUGAAUUACUUGUGCUGUGCAUAUUUGAGGUUUUCAGACAGCUCCUGAAGCACACAUUUUCCAUCUUCAACUUAUUUGAUUACAGGUUGGCCUGCUCAACAGUUAUUGAAAUGACUUUUAUGGCAUUCUUUGGGCGAGUUUUAGCCACAGGCAGAAUGUUCUACCUUCCUGUAUUUGUUGUGUUUGGCUAUAUGCCGUUUGUCAUAUGCGCUCUAGUGUUCAUCUUCAGCUUGCUUAUAUAUGUCAUUGCAGGUCUUUUCAAGGGAUCCUUUGAGGAUCUUUCAAUGACGUCACUCAUUAAGAACUUCUCUGCAAUCAAUAUUUCGGCAUCGGACGAUUUUUAUACCGCAUUAACAAUGGUUAGUUCUUUUACUAUGCGAAACGCAAUUGGAAAAGGCUACUUGUACGAGAAAUCCUCAAUUUCAAUUCCCAGAGGUACUUAUCUUGAGACUGCAAAUGGCAAACUAUCCAAAUUAGUGAACUCCGGUUACGGGAAGAAACUUGAAGCAAUUGAUAAUGGAGAAGGAAAGUAUACCGGAAAGAACAGCUGGGUAAUUGCAAACAGAUUCAAAAGAAUGGGAAUGCUUCUGGUUGAGUUUGUGCAAUUUUUGGGAAUUCCGGUUCGCUCAGUUGGAAAUAAGAAGGAUGUGAAAGAAGAAUCACAUAAAACUGCCCGAAAUUUAUCCAAAGCAACCGACAUUGAUAAACUUCCAGAAGCACAUAUCGAAAAUUUGACAGAAAGCGAACUUUCUAAAGAGUACGCACACAUUUUGCUAGAAACAGAAAUUGAGAGUGACGAUGACUCACAGGAUUAUGUGCCAAAAAAAUAUGAAGAUGUCACUGAUAUCAACGACCCAUCCCAGUUCAAUGAAGAAGAGCAAAACUACCAAUUAGAAAAUCAUGCUUUCACUGAUUUAGUUGAUGUAAAAGAGUUUUGCUCACUUGUAAGACCAAGAAAUGCAGAUGACUUUAUUGAAAGUCGAAUUAUGGAAUACCAUUUGCAAAAUAUCAAUCGUCCGGCUUCUGCAUUGACAAGGUCCAGCUUCUUAAAUUAUUACAGUGAUGACUUGAAGCUGAUAGAUCUGAUUCGAGAAAGACGGUUGCAGGAAAAAGAGAAAUCGCAAUCAUUGGAAAAGAAUCAAGACACUGGAAAAUCAGAAGAUGAUAUUAAUGAACUUGGAACCUGUGUGAUUUGUCAUGUGAACUCAAGGCAGAUAAUACUAUGGCCUUGUAAGUGCUUUGCAAUUUGUGAUCGGUGCAGAAUUUCAUUGUAUAUGAGAAAUUUCAAGACGUGUGUGUGUUGCCGUUCUAAAGUUGAAAGCUACAGUAAGGUUUAUGUGCCGUAA
Messenger RNA from Brettanomyces bruxellensis, 2073 nucleotides. RefSeq lists its product as uncharacterized. NCBI's taxonomy places the organism in Eukaryota, Fungi, Ascomycota, Pichiomycetes, Pichiales, Pichiaceae. Gene Ontology annotation, molecular function: ubiquitin protein ligase activity. The record is from RefSeq and is a predicted model, not a curated record. The transcript has a single exon. Gene Ontology annotation, biological process: ubiquitin-dependent protein catabolic process; protein ubiquitination. The coding region runs from base 1 to 2073 and encodes 690 amino acids.